CCGGCAGCCCCGCCGCGGUCCCGCUGCCGGCUGCAGAUGCCCGGAGCCGGGCUGGCACCGGCGGUGCCGGAACAUCCGCAGCCCCGAGCCGGCUCCGCGCCCCGCCGGGGAGCUGCGGGCCGGGCCGGGGGUCCGGGGGAUGAGGAGGGGUUCGGAGCGGGGUCCCCCCGGUACCGGGACCGCCCCGGGAAACGGAACGGAACGGAACGGAACGGAACGGGCGGCGGGCGCAGCCAUGUCCUUCUGCUCCUUCCUGGGGGGAGAGGUGUUCAAGGACCACUUCCAGCCGGGUAUUUACGUGUGUGCCAAGUGUGGCCAUGAGCUGUUCUCCAGCCGGGCCAAGUACGAGCACUCGUCGCCGUGGCCAGCCUUCACCGAGACCCUGCGGGGGGACAGCGUGGCCAAGCGCGAGGAGCGCCCGGGGGCGCUGAAGGUGACGUGUGGCAAGUGUGGCAACGGGCUGGGCCACGAGUUCCUCAACGAUGGCCCCAAGCGGGGCCAGUCCCGCUUCUGAAUAUUCAGCAGCUCGCUGAAGUUCGUCCCGAAAGGUAAAGCUGACUUGAAGGAGAAAUAAGUGAGCUGCUGCACCUGCCACUGCCCUGGGCCAAUCCUGCCUGCACUCUUGGGAUGCACUGACCUGCCAAGGGGACCCACAGCACGAGCAACCCCAAGGAAGCUCCUGGUCCAAGUUUGCCCCUGAUUUCCUGGUCCAAGUUUGCUCCUGAUUUCCUGGUCACGGUUCCCCCUUGAUUUCCCUGUCAGGGUUUUAUUCCCUGAUUUCCCUGUCAGGCUUUUAUUCCCUGAUUUCCCUCUCAGAAUUUCCCUGUUUCCCUGU
This is a messenger RNA of Passer montanus (Eurasian tree sparrow), 835 nucleotides long. It is a transcript of the gene MSRB1, whose product is annotated as methionine sulfoxide reductase B1. The transcript is spliced from 4 exons. Gene Ontology annotation, molecular function: peptide-methionine (R)-S-oxide reductase activity. Lineage: Eukaryota; Metazoa; Chordata; Aves; Passeriformes; Passeridae. The record is from RefSeq and is a predicted model, not a curated record.